Theobroma cacao (cacao) is the source of this 1652-nucleotide messenger RNA. RefSeq names its product NAD(P)H dehydrogenase (quinone)s (gene LTO1). NCBI's taxonomy places the organism in Eukaryota, Viridiplantae, Streptophyta, Magnoliopsida, Malvales, Malvaceae. The record is from RefSeq and is a predicted model, not a curated record. Gene Ontology annotation, molecular function: oxidoreductase activity.
UUUUCUCCUUUUUGUUCCUGGGGACUACAAACAUUCGAGCUUGAGCAGUCAGCACCCCGAAUCUAGCUGAUUCUGGAAAUAGGCUUGCAGUUCUUCCAAGAAAUGAACCCUUGACCUUGUUGUUUCUUUGUGGAAUUCCGGGUUAUAAGAGAUGGCCACUAUCAUCGGUUUAUCAGCUUCUCAGAGUCAAAUCUUGAGUCGCUGCUCUCCACCUCUCCCUCCUCCUGGCUUCGUCUCGUCUCCAGCUCGUUUCAAAAAGGAAGCGCCGGUUCGUAGAGUGCUUGUGCCUCCUCUAAAGUGUACAUCUUCGGGGCCGACUCAGAACACCGAGUCAGAAGCUCAAACGACGUCGCCCUCGUCUUCUUCUGCUUCAUUGGAUUCGAGAAAUUCCAUGUAUAAUUGGAGUGCGGGGCUUGGUGCCAUCGGGCUCGUUGAAACUGCCUACCUGACUUACCUCAAGCUCUCCGACUCCGAUGCCUUCUGCCCUCUCGGUGGUGGCAGUUGCGGAGAUGUCCUCAACAGUGAUUUCGCUGUCAUUUUUGGGGUUCCCCUUCCAUUAGUUGGACUGGUUGCUUAUGGAUUUGUUACGGCACUCAGCUUGCAGUUGAGUGCGAAGAGUUCACCUUUUGGAAUCAGCGAAUCAUAUGGUCGUUUGCUAUUGCUUGGGAGCACUACCUCCAUGGCAGCUGCUAGUGCAUAUUUUUUAUACAUACUGAGUACACAAUUUGCAGGAGCAUCUUGCUCGUACUGUUUAAUGUCAGCUCUGUUGUCAUUUAGUUUAUUUUUCAUCAGCUUAAAGGAUGUCGGGUUGCAGGAGAUACAGAAAGUGGUGGGUUUACAGAUAUGCAUAGCAAGCUUGGUGGUUGCCACAUUAAGUGCCUCAUAUAGCACUACACUGUCUGUUCCUUCGAGCCUGGCUAAUGUUGAUCUUCCAUAUUAUACUACUGAGAUAAGAACAAAAUCGAGUCCUUUUGCUCUUUCUCUUGCAAAGCAUCUACACUCUAUAGGCGCUAAGAUGUAUGGGGCUUUUUGGUGUUCUCACUGUUUAGAACAAAAACAGAUGUUUGGACGUGAGGCAUCGAAGUUGUUGGACUAUGUGGAAUGUUUUCCUGAUGGAGUUAAGACAGGAACUAAAAUGGUUAAGGCAUGUGCAGAUGCGAAAUUAGAAGGAUUCCCAACCUGGAUUAUUAAUGGUCAGGUUUUGAAUGGAGAAGUAGAAUUGAAAGAACUUGCAGAAAUCUCCGGGUUCAAUUUCAAUGAACUGGUAAACUAAUCAAUUGGGGGUGAAAGUGGAACUUGUACAGCUUCUAAAAGAAUUGCCCCAUCUAAAAUUUCGAUGUACGAAGUUUGGUUCUCAAGGAAGCAACAAGAGGUACCAUGUGGGACAAAGAAUGUAACGUUCAUUGUAUUAGACACGUCUAAUAAGUCUGUACAAUUAUAUGACAGAUUUUGGGGGCACGGAGAAUAUGAUAAUGUACAUCUCUGCCCUACUUAUAAAUCAUGUAUGAAAACUGUGAACUCUGAGAGGAGCUCGCCAGAAGAACUUUUGUGAAGCCUGGGCCAAAACCAAGGCUCAAGCUCAAAAAUGACUGCUAAAAAUGUUCAAUAGCCCACUCGGCUACGUCUGAAACUUUGUUGAGAGAGUUUAUCCA